GAGGCUCAAAAUCCGCGUUACUGGAGCGAGCAAUUGACACUCCCUGUAAGAUUUAGAGAAGCUGUGGAGGCAGCAGUGGAAGCGUCUAAGUCAGACCGAAUCGUGUUUGUGGAGAUUGGACCGCAGAAGACUCUAAUAAAUCUGACUGCGCAGAUACUCAGCACCCAGGCAAGUAUCGUGACGGAUUUAGUGAAUAUGGUGGAGCGGGGAGAGGACACGGACGAGGGUUCUGUAAUGGAGAAGCUACGUCGGUGCGAGCGCCUUUGUAGUGCGCCGCUCAGUUCCGCUAAGAAACAGAAGUGGAACCAUCAGUCCUUUGAGUGGAGAAAGCUGUCUCAUCCCCUUGUCGACACGGAUGAAGCACUCUCGUUACUUGAAACAGGCAGCUCUACAGCCUUCUGUGAGAAGCCAAUUCGUACCGGCACCUUAAGUAUGCUGAGGGAUCACGUGGUGUGGGGCACGCCUAUUAUUCCAGGUGUUGCCUUUAUCGAUGCAAUGCUUAGUGCAGCCUUAGCGCUGACGAGCACCUCGCUCGUUCAGGCCAGCAUUGAGCUGCACGAUGUAGCCAUUUUACAGCCAAUGAUUCUCCAUGAGGGCCCUGAAUCUUGGGGCCAGCAAGCAGUGAAAUGCCCAACGAGCCCUAGUAGCAUCGGGCUUGCGCUGAAGCUGGAGGUUUUGGGUGAACGCACCAGCGUUGCCCUCUCCUCGACUCACGUGGGAGGAGUCUCUGCGGAAGCGAGGGUUGCGUCAGCAGUUACUCAUGCCGAAGGCUGGUUCUCGAUGACUGAGGCUGGAUGUGCUUCGAAGCCCCCAACAUUGGACGUUGCGAACCACACGAAACACAUGGUUGAAAACAUGAGGAUACACUACAAUGCCUCUGAAGCCUACGAAGAGCUGAGACGAUGCGGCUUAGAAUAUGGCCAGUGUUUCCAAACAAUCCAUGACAUAAUUAUUGCUGAUGCUUCCGCUCUUGUCGAACUCAGAUUUCAACAUGAGGUUUCCGACUUUGACAGUAGCUUUAUUUUGCAUCCUUCCAUUCUUGAUGGAUGCGUCCAGAGUGCUGUGCUUCUUGCUCUUCUGCACAUGCCGAGCUGGCGCACCGCUUUAGUGCCCGUUGGUGCAUCAGACAUUAGAGUCUGGGAUACUAUCCAUGCAUGGAGCAGUUCGUAUUGGGCAGAUGUGAAUAUGGUUGAUGGAGGAAGUCUGACCAGUGAGUCAGAAGGGGCUGUCGUAUCGAUCACUUUGUUCGAUGAUAGUGCCAAUGUGGUGGCCCAGAUCGGUAUGAUGCGUUUGAAGCCAGUGACUGUGGAUCAGGUUUUCCCUAUGGAGCGUGAUCUUGGGCGAGGCAUGCUGUGGGGAUUAAAAUGGGUGGAGAGCCCGGUGGUGCCGCAGUCUCAGAAGGCUUCAAAACAGAAGCUGCACUGGCUUGUGCGAGGGGUAGAAGACGACGCAACUACUUGCCUAGAAAACACCAUGGAGGUUUUUGAAAGUACACGUAUUGAACUACACUACAGUUCAAAGACAUUGCUGGAGGCCGAGGAAAAUAAUGUGCUCGACGAUUUGGAUGCAGCGGUGCAUGUUGCUGGGGUUUGUCAAAGGUGGACCAGCGCCGUAGACUACCUGGCAGAUGUCCUGGCAUUCUUGCAGGCUAUUUCUCGUCAAAUUGAUCCUCAGAAGGUCGACGCUCUGCCAUUAAUAAUCAUUGUAGUUGCGGGCACUUCUGCUGUACUUCCAGGGGAACAAUCUGUCCACCCACUUUUAGCAGGAGUACGUGGUCUGUGCCGAACAGCACGGCUUGAGAUGGAGGCCAUCGCAAAUCGGCGUGUGCCGCUGCUAGUAGUGGAUCUUGAUCCAAGCCAGGUGGAACAGCAAUCUCCUGUGAACGUGAUUCGCCAGGUGGCAUAUGCCCUUCGCUCAUCACACUUGAUGAAAACAGGCAGCCCUGCCAGCGCCAGAGAACAAAGCUAUAUUGAGACCGAGCUUGUCGUUCGGAAAGGCCGGAUCUUUUCCCCGCAACUCACACCCAGUGGAGUGCAGCUGCUCCCUGCGAUCCGCACACCGAGCCCAAUAGGCAUGGGGGACACAGUUAUUGUUACAGGAGGCCUUGGUGGCCUAGGCCUUGUCGUUGCUCAUUGGCUUGCAGAACAAAAAGCAAAAUCAGUAAUCCUUCUCUCGAGAACGGGGAAGCCGCCGCAGCACGGAACAACGGCUCAACUAUGGCAGCAACUUCGGGAGAGGCAUAAUACUACUCAGUUCGUCGUCCAACGAUGCGAUGUCGCUUGCGCAUCACAAGUUGACGCUCUCUUUUGUAACAUCAAACGCGGAUACCUCGUGUGCGAAAGCACCGGAAUGCUGUGUUACAUAGGACCUCUAGAUGGGAUAUUCCACAGUGCUGGCGUGCUGGUUGACAGGCCCUUGCUGCAGCAAGACUCUGAAUCGCUGAGAUGCGUGAUUGAGCCGAAGGUGGAUGGAGCAUGGAACUUGCACAAUUGCCUUGGCAAGCAUUCAAUGGAGAGCAACCUGAGAUACUUCGUCAUGUUCUCGUCUUCCGUGGGGCUGUUGGGGAACGCUGGCCAGGCAAACUAUGCGGCUGCCAACUGCUGCCUUGAUGAACUCGCUCUAUAUCGGCGCUCUCUUGGACUUGUUGCUCAUAGUAUUCAAUGGGGUCCAUGGGUCGAACAAGGCAUGGCAGCACAACUACAGGAACGCUUCUCAAAGACGGGAUUUGGAGGCAUCUCAAACUCACUGGGCCUGUUAACUCUGACUGCCGUAUUGCAGCAGAACUCAGAACCCGUCGUAGGGUGCCAGCCGAUAUAUUGGCGUCGCUUCCUAAAUCGAUAUAGGUUUGCCACCCCUACUGCCUUCGAGCAUUUUGCAAGGCUAGCUAUCAACACCGCGACAAACACUGAAAGUCAAAGAGGAGACACUCGUGUAGAGGGCAAGCAGCUGAGUGGUAGGAAACAAAAUAAUCAGCAAAAAAAUAUUCAGCAAGUUGUCGUUGCAGCAGCAAAGUCUGUGCUAAACGGUGCGGCGAAUGUUGAAGUAGACGCCCCUCUCCAGGAGCUCGGGAUAGAUUCCUUGGGUGCAAUUGAAUUUCGCGAUGCCAUUCAAAAUGCACUAAACGUCAGGCUUAGUGCGACUGUGCUGUUUGAUCACCCAUCCAUCGAAGCGCUAACCAAAUUCCUUGAACACGAGGUUAGCGACACAGACAAUGGGGAGGCUGCGACGGCUUCAAUUGUCGAGUCCCUUUCCCCAGUUGAUUCACCCCCAGGAUCUGCAACUGCAGUGGUUGGCAUCGCAUGUAGGUUUCCUGCUUCUGAUGAUGAUCCGAGAGGCUUUUGGCAAAUGCUUUCCAAGGGAACUGAUUGUAUUUCAAAGAUUCCUGAAAACCGGUUUGAUAUAGAUACUGCAUAUGAUCCGAACAAGGACGCAACAGGUAAAAUGUACGUACGUGAGGGAGGAUUUAUUAAAUCUAUGGACCUCUUCGAUAAUCGGUUCUUUCAUGUACCCGAUGGCGAAGCUGAACAAAUGGAUCCGCGACAGCGAGUUGCCUUAGAGUUAGCAUUUGAAGCUGCAGUUGACGCUGGAUAUGGUCUCAAGCAGCUUGAAGGACUGCCAAUCGGUGUUUUCGUCGGGGCGAUGAAUCACGAAAAUGUUUUUGAGGGCGACGCCGCAAUUUCCGCGUUUACUGCCACUUCAAAUGCCGUCGCAAUACUGGCAAACCGCAUUUCCUACUUCUACGCUCUUACUGGCCCAAGUAUGUCAGUAGAUACAGCCUGUUCUUCAUCGCUCGUUGCCAUCUGCCUUUCUCUACCAGCGCUUCUCUCCGAUCAAAGCCCAGCGAUCGUACUAGGCGUCAAUGCACUUCUUUCCCCCACAUACUUUAUCCAGACGUGCAAAGCUCAUAUGCUAAGCAUCGACGGAAGGUGCAAGACCUUCGACGCAUCAGCAAAUGGCUACGUUCGCAGUGAAGGAUGCGGCGCAGUGCUCUUGCAGGCACUGCCACGCGAAUCCACAAACCCCAACUCUGUCUAUGCGUGGAUCAGAGGGGCCGCAAACAACCAUGUAGGCAGGAGUGCCAGCCUCACUGCUCCCAACGGACCGGCGCAGCAAGCCGUGAUUCGAGCAGCAUUGCGUGAUGCCCGGAUACAAUCACCUGCAGAC
This is a messenger RNA of Cyclospora cayetanensis, 4164 nucleotides long. RefSeq names its product phthiocerol/phenolphthiocerol synthesis polyketide synthase type I PpsD-like. The record is from RefSeq and is a predicted model, not a curated record. NCBI's taxonomy places the organism in Eukaryota, Apicomplexa, Conoidasida, Eucoccidiorida, Eimeriidae. The annotation marks the transcript as partial. Gene Ontology annotation, molecular function: 3-oxoacyl-[acyl-carrier-protein] synthase activity; fatty acid synthase activity; phosphopantetheine binding. The transcript has 2 exons. Gene Ontology annotation, biological process: fatty acid biosynthetic process.